GCUCUCUUUGGCUGCGCAGAGCGGCACAGAGAAGGCAGUCAGAUAGGGGAAAGUGAGGCGUAGACCUGCCCAGUUCCGAAAACUCAGCCUCUUCUGGAUCGCAUUCAACAACAACCGAACAACCCAAAAGCUAUCCAAAAGUAAGACGUGAAGAGGAAGGACGAUUUUUUUGGGGGGGCGACUUGAUUUUACGCGCAUUUCUGCCAAGAAUUCUCUUCCGUUGUUUUUUUGUUGCAAGCACUAUCAAGAAAAAAAAGCCUGAAAAGCACAAAGUUGAACGUGAGAAAUGUGAAGGCACCGGCUUGUGUUUCACCCAGGUUCCAGGAUCCCCCUUUAAAUCCAUGCAAUACAGUGCAAUGGAUGAAUUUCAUCCCUUCAUCGAGGCACUUCUCCCUCACGUCCGUGCCAUCGCCUACACGUGGUUCAACCUCCAGGCGAGGAAACGCAAGUACUUCAAGAAGCAUGAGAAGCGGAUGUCCAAGGAUGAGGAGCGUGCGGUCAAGGACGAACUGCUCAGCGAGAAGCCCGAGAUCAAGCAGAAGUGGGCCUCCAGGCUCCUCGCCAAGCUCCGCAAGGACAUCCGCCAGGAGUACCGCGAGGACUUUGUGCUCAGCGUGACAGGCAAGAAACACCCGUGCUGCGUCCUCUCCAACCCCGACCAGAAGGGCAAGAUCCGCCGGAUCGACUGUUUGCGGCAGGCCGACAAGGUGUGGCGCCUAGACCUGGUCAUGGUCAUCCUGUUCAAAGGCAUCCCGUUGGAAAGUACAGACGGAGAGCGCCUCGUCAAGUCGCCGCAUUGCACCAACCCAGCACUUUGCGUCCAGCCGCAUCACAUUACAGUGUCGGUCAAGGAGCUCGACUUGUUUCUAGCAUACUAUGUCCAGGACCAAGACGCACAGCAGUCAGGAAGUCCCAGUAACAAUGAGCCAGGCAACAACCCUCCAGUUUACUUGGAAGACAGCUUCAUCAAAUCAGGAGUCUUCAGUGUUUCGGAGCUGGUGCGGGUGUCCAGAACGCCCAUCACCCAGGGGGCAGGGGUGAACUUCUCCAUGGCCGACAUGCCUAGUCAGCCGUACUACCAUGACCUGAACUCCAGUGUGGGCCUCCAUCGCUCCCUCUCCUCCCCGCCUGGCAGUAAACGGCCCAAGACCCUCAACAUAGAGGAGAGUAUGGAGACCAGUCCCACUGGCCCUGACUUCUAUUCCUCACCUAGCUCCCCAGCUAGUGGCAGCAGGACCUGGCACGAGAGAGAAGACCUGUCGUCUCCCACCAUGAAGAAGCCCGAGAAGCCUCUCUUCAGCCCCACCUCCCCGCAGGAUUCCUCACCCAGACUGAGCACUUUCCCCCAGCACCACCACCCCGGACUCACAGGCAUUGGACACAGUGUUAUAUCAACGAGGAGCCCUCCCCCCCCAUUCCCCCUGCAGUUCUCUGCCUCUGCCAUCCUCCCCGCCCCGUCACCCUACUUCUCCCACCCCACCAUCCGCUACCCGCCCCAUCUCAACCCCCCUGACUCCCUGAAGAGCUACGUGUCCAGCUACGACCCGUCCAGCCCACAGACCAGCCAGCCGAACAGCAGUAGCCAGGUGGGGAAGGUUCAGGGCCACUUCACCCCGGUCCUGGCCCCCUCUCCGCACCACGGCACAGUGCGACCUGUCUCCCUCUCCAUGCCCGACACCAAGCCCAUCACAUCAGAAGGUGAGUACAACGGCUACUCAGCCCCGGGCACCCCCACAGCCAAUCGUUUUGUAGGACUGAGCUCUAGAGAUCCAGCCUUCCUUCACCAACAACAGCUGAGGAUAUGUGACUGGACCAUGAAUCAAAACGGCAGGCAUUAUGGCCCCAGUGGCACUGAGGAUACUUUGGGGAUUGCUUGGCAAAGUCCUGGUACCUGGGCGAGCUUAGUUCCAUUCCAAGUCACGAACGGGACUCCGAUUCUGCCGACAAAUGUCCACCAGAACUACAGCAUAAACAUCAUUGGUGAACCCCCCCUCCUCCACACAGAGGCAGAGAACUGAAGACCGCUCAAGGGGCAAGAAGUGUCGGCUACGGGGGAACUAACCAGCAAGCAGCACUUAAAACAAUGGUGCUUACCCCCUCUCUCCCUCCCCCCCUUCCCCCCUCCCACAGACCCCUCCUCCUUCGGGACAUUGGCCAAGAAGACUCGAGUAGGUUUGGAGCAAAACUGAUCCGGUCCAGUCUAGCUAACCCUUCGCCAUGCCAGUCAGUCAUUGUGUGAAAAGAGCCUUUCUAUUCAAAAUACUGUGAUGUAUCCUGUACAAAAAAACUUAAGAUGCCUUAAUGUUUUGCAUGACAACUCUUAGUCUAAUAGUGGUGUUCUUCUUCAUUUUGAUGUUGGGAGUUUCUAACCUUGGUUACGAACAGGGGAAGUGGUGGUCUGAAACACACAAAGACUGGCUGGUAGUAGACGUACCCGACUGUAAGUUAUUCAACUUUGACCUUUACCCCUUCUAUAUCAAACUAUUCACUGUGUAACCAUAGGAACAAAUUGUGAAUUCAGAGUGUUUUUUCCCUUAGAUUUCAGUUUACUGUGAUAUUUUUUUUUUUGACUCAUUAUCCUGUUGAUUCUGUACUACUAUUUACUUAAAAGUUAGUUAUACUCUUAAGAGUACUCCUAACUCUUACUAUGGUAAAAAAAAGAAGACUAAACACUAUUUUUAGGUUAGAGAUUUGACCCCUUUUUUGAAAGAAUUCGUAUCUCCUCUAGAAAAAGUUUUUUUUUUAAAGAUUUAAAAAAAAAAAAAAUCUUGAAAACUCGAAAGAGGCAAGUGCAAUUGAAUUUUUGAAGGGAAGCUAUCAGUCUGUCAGCCCUAAGACUCUAAAGGAAAGGGGAUAAAUAUACGUUUUUUGGUUUAAAUACGUAAACGUGAAAUGUUUCAAAAAACAUUUGAGUUGAUUUCAGUUGCAUUUCUUUGUGUCUCAAAAUGGAAAGAAAAAAAUACUAAACCUGACAUGCAGAGAUGUGUUUGAAGGUGCGCAUUAAGAUAUCUAUGCAGUACUGAAUAUGAACAAGCCAGCACUUCUAUUGAGCCCUACUCAGUCUCAUGGGGAGCUUUUUAUUUAUUGUGGAAAAAAUAACAAACAGAAAGUUAAAAAAAAUGAAACACACAUAGUGUAUAAAAUGCCAUUCGAAAUCAAUAACAUUUUCAUUUGGCCAUUAGCUUAUGAAGCUUGUGUUUACAGUAUGACUUGACGAAAAAUAAAAUGAAUGCAGGCUGUUAAAGUCAUUCACUAAAAUGUAUGUGUACGUCUCAAAAUCUACACUUUUUGUGCAACCUCGAACCUGCAAGGUUGCAGUGGGUUGCACCUUUUGCCACUUGAACACUAAAAAUCCCAGAUACAAUGGUGGCAUUCCCUGAAAUCUAGAAUUGUGCAAGGUAGGUUUAUUGACUUGACCUCUCUCCAAGUCCAGAUAUGACAAAUCUCUCCAAUACUCUUCAUUUGCACGAUGACAUAUAGUCCACAUUACGUGCCUUGCCUUUGAAUAUAAAGAUAUCACUACACUUGUUUUUUUGCGGCAUUUAUUACCAUUAUAGAAAAGAAACUAAACAAUUUAUGAUAAUACUUUUUUUUUUGUACUCUGAAUGAAAAUUGUGACAUUGUUGAUUUUUUACUUUCAUUUACUACUUUCUCUCACAGUUACGGUGCAUAUCAAGUAUAGUUGCCGUUCUAAAGUCUAUAAUCACCAGCAUUAUUUUUCAGUGUUUUCGGUGGUUUUCGAAUAACCUUUCAUUUUUGUUUUAUUGUUUUUCCAUCUUCCAGUUACUAUUGAGGAGAGAAGAAUUCAGAUUUAUGAAAAUUAUGCAAUACCAAGUUUUGCCUAUGUAGGUAGUGCUUAUAGAUACGCCAAUUAUUAGAGGCUAGUUUGGAGAUAGACAAUAUUGUAAUGCAUUUAUUUUGUUGAUAUCGUUGUUGUUGUUUUCCUUUUUUAAUUGACCAAAGUAGGGACUGCUUUCUAUGCAGUGAAUGACAAGGUCUUAUUGUCGUGUAUUGACAGAUGGAGAGACAUGUAUCAAUUUGUUUUUAUUUCUUGGGGGAGGGAGGGGGCCAUUUUUCUAAGCUUACUGUUCGCCUGUAAAGAAUGCACCCGUUGGUCUCGUAUAGCUGCAAAGUCACUGAUCUGUCUACUGUGACAAACUUGACUCUUUGCAUUCAACUUCCCACCUGGGGUGCUAGCAUGUGACAUUGACUAAGCUCAUUUUCACAGGAGAGACGGCUUGACUUGUGGGACCAUCACAAAAAAAAAAAAAAAAAAUCAGGAGAGGAACACGCUAACCUUAAUCAGACCCACAAUUGCAAACUGAAAUCAUACUGCAAUUGUAAAAAAAAAAAAAAAAAUAGCAGGAAGCUAUAUAAGCAUUAACCCUUAAACAUAACAUGGUGUCAUUCUAUUAUCAGUCACUAUAUGCAAUUCCCAAGUAGAUGCCUUAAAAAUACAGUAUAUAUAAAGUGACCUGUUACACAUGCGGUACAAUCAACACACUGACAAAUCCAUGUGAAACCAGUCAAAUCAGUCUAAAGAAAGUAUUAAUCAACAUAUAUGCACUAUAUCUGUAUACACCCCGGGGAUAUCUCUACCCGUUAUCGCUAUAGGGAGCCUUGAUUUUAUCAUGUAAUAAGCUAUGGACUACAGAGGAAGGACCUCUGCUAUUUUCAUUGUACUGUGUAGUGCCCGGAGAAGAACAACAAUAGAGAACUUGCAUACAGUAGCACAUAGGUUAUCGUCUUCCCCAAGUGUGUUACGUCAAAUCUAUAACAAACAAAAAAAUAUAUUACAUAUGUGAACAAAAACAAAAUCUCAGGCGUUACAGGGCAUUACAAAUUCCAAUCACAACUCUCCCACCUUGUGAUACAAAAAAUGACUUUUAUAUCUCAAAUAGACACUAUCCACAACGAUGUUACCUGUUGCACUCUAUCCCAGCAAUUGUGAACAUUCUUACCGGCUUAAUUCGAAGAAAGGUACUGUGCUGUAUACGCAACACUCUUUGAGGGGCCAGAAAGUGUAUAAAACCUCCUAAACUCAAGUCAAGCUUAUUCUCUCCUCCUUCACCAAGAAACUUAUUCUGAAUUUGGGAAUGAAAAAAACAAAACAAAAACCACCCCAUUCUAUGUGCACUGUUCUGCUUUUUUUGUGUGAAAAACCCCCCCACAAGUGCUUUGCAGCCUCUGGCCAUUGGAGACCCCACUGAAGGGCAUUUUCCCUUAGUCACGUGUGAUAGAAACGUGUCAGACUUGAUGUUGAUAUUUUGGGUAGAAGAUUGGGUGUAUUUAAAGGUGAAUGCCGUGGUGGCGUCGAUAGCAGUAGUUCUUUGGGGUUAAAAUCUGCUUUUGGCAGCUUGCGAGUAAUGUGUGUUUAUGAGUAUGUGUGUGUGUGUGUGUGUGUGUGUGUGUGCGUGUGUGUGUGUGUGUGUGUGUGUGCUUGUAAGAGAGAAUGCAUGAGGGAUAGAGAGGGUGACACGACACAUCGAGCGAAGAUGAGGGUCUUUCUAUAGAGAUACCUGCCUUAUAGACAGGAGUUUGUACACUGUAAUCUUUUUCACGCUUUUUAUUUGACACCCUUGUUUGUGAUUGUUUUCAAACAUCUUGGGUAUUAUAUAAGUCAAUUCCAUUUUAGGAGGGGGAAAAAACAAGGCUGGGCUUGAUUUACUCUCCAGCUCUCCCCAAAUAAUCCAAAAUUAAAGGAUUUUAUAACUUUUUAAUAUUCCUGUAUUAAGGUAAAGUAUCCUAUACAGAACCAUAAAAUAAAAAUAAACUUUCCAUUUUGGAAACAUUUCAGUAAUAUUUGAAAUUCUUGUUUUUGUUAGUGUGGCCAUAGUAGAAUGUGUGAUGUGAUUAUGUGGUUGUGAAUCCAUGUCAGAGAGAGGGGGGGGGGGGGGGGGGGGCUGAUUGGGUUCUACCGUAGGGGAGAUCUAUCCAUGUAAGUUCACAAUAAAGGCACCUGGUUUGAGCCCACCACCAGUGAAAUACCAGGGUAACAUUCGAAGUGUCAUCAUAGAUUGUUCUACUGUGUUAAUAUCAAGUGUGUUAUGUCGAUCCCACGAAAGUCCUCCUUUAGAAAAAUCUUAAUUACAGGAUGAUGCAACAAUCCACGAGAAAUUUGGCACCUAGCAUUUGACAAAGUUUUGAAGUGUCCAUUAUGGGUUUGGAUUUGGAACAGGCAUGUGUAUGCAACAUCAAGCAAGUAGUUCCGCUGUAAGGAUUGGGUGAAGUAAGUCCUUUGUGGCCCCUAGGCAUCACAGAUUUUUGCACUUUUCAUAAUUUCAUCUACAGUGAGCUCCAAAAGUAUUAGGACAGUGACACAUUUUUGUUCUUUUGGCUCUGUACUCCAAGACUUUGAAAUGGUACAAUGACUAUGAAGUUUAAGUACAGACUGUCAGCUUUAAUUUGAGGGUAUUUUCAUUCAUAUUGGGUGAACCGUUUAGAAAUUACACCACUUUUUGUACAUAGUCCCCCAAUUUUAGGGGAACAAAAGUAUUGGGAGAAAUUCACUUAUGUGUAUUAGCGUAGUAAAGAGUUAAGUGUUUGGUUCCAUGUUCAUAACAUGCAAUCAAGUUUGUGACUCUACGAACUUGUUGGAUUCAUUUUCUGUUUGUUUUGUUUGUGUUUCAGAUUAUUUUGUGCCCAAUUGAAAUGAAUGAUAAAUAAUGUAUUGUUGUCAAUUUUAUUGUAAAUAAGAAUAGAAUAUAUUUCUAAAGACUACAUUAAUGUGGAUGCUACCAUGAUUACGAUAAUCCUGAAUGAAUCGUGAAUAAUGAUGAGUGAGAAAGUUACAGACGCACAAAUAUCAUACCCCCAAGAAAUGCUAACCUCUCACCAUUACAAUAACAGGGGAGGUUAACAUUUUUGGGGGGGGUAUGAUAUUUGUGCGUCUAACUUUCUCACUCAUCAUUAUUCACAACUCAUUCAGGAUGCUGUAAAGUGUUUAGGGACAUAUUCUAUUAUUAUUUACAAUAAAAGUGACAACAAAAUUACGCAAUACAUUAUUUACAAUGAAUAUGGGACUAAAUACUUAAGUUUGUACUACUUUAAUACACAUAAGUGAAUUUGUCCCAGUACUUUUGGUCUCCUAACUAUGUACAAAAAGUCCUGUAAGUUCUGAACCGUUCACCCGACAUGGAUGAAAAUACCUUUUAUAUCAGUGUCCCACUCAUGGUAGAUAUUUAAUAAGUAGACAGAUAUAGGCAGGUUUUGUGUUGCAUACAUUGCAUAAUGUUUAUUUUCAAAGGGCUAAUUUGAUUUGAUCAUCUAUGGACAUCAUGUACAAGGGUUAAACCGUUUUCACAGAAUGACAUGUAGGCCCACAGAUGAGAAAGGCAUGACAGAGAUGGGUAUUAUUCAAUAUUCAGUAAUGAUUGUUGUAGGCUAUCCAUGGUCAACCGUUCAAUCAGUACCUUAUGCAAGAAAGACCAGUGGCAAUCAUGCAAUAUCUGUGUAGUUCUACUUACUUAAUGUUCAGUGUUCUAGGGAUUAAGAGGACAGAUGGAUGGACAAAAGUGCUUUCAGGAGGUGUGUUUUUACGUGAGCAAUAGAUGUGUUCCAUGUAUUGAUUAUUAACAUCAGGUUGUUGUUGUAAGCAGGAAACAUAAAAACCAGCAUUUUCUGUAUUACUAAUCACUUAACUAAAUAUAUGAAUAAUUCAGUGCCUGUUCAAGCUCAUCGUCUCAGUGGAGUGUCCAUUGUCAAUAAAUGUGAUAUGACAACAACAAAAAAGUGAAACAACUUCAAGCGAAGCGAUAUGUGUGGGGCGCCUUGGCGUGUUCUCUCAAAUCUUUUUGAAUUUUUAGUUUUGUUUGUUGUUUUGUUUUUGGUUUGAGAUGUGUCUUUGCAAGAGUUUUUUUUGUGCUUCAUUCACUUGAAGGUCAGCUGGGUACGCCCAUCUCAUGCUUGCUCUUUGAGGGGAAAAAGCUAUGUGUACACGUCGUUUGGACAGUGUGUUUCUUUGGAUUGUCAAUUGCUACAUCAUGUUAACUAAUGACAUUUGAAAAUGCUUGCCAACUUCUCAGAAUGGUUGACUUCUUAUGGGUCUUGUGGCACUUUUACUCCCUCUGCACACACAUUAUUACUAUGGCGAAUCACUUCAAGGUGAAUUAAAAAACACAACUACUACAACACCACCACCAACUAAACCAUACGUAACAGUCUCCAGUAGUAACUUGUAGUUACACAGCAGGUGUGUGCAAAAGUCUACGUAUGUAUUGAAUGUAGGUUUUAGAGGACUUUUGAAACCUUUUUGUUGAUAUCUUUUUAUUUGACAGUUUAGGAACCACAGGUAUGCGUCUUGAACUGUAUAGCGAAGGCCUUGAUAUCCCUUCUUUUUGUUUUCUUUUUUGAUUUUAGAACAUUAAAGCAGUAGGCAAUGCCUUUGAGAUGGUUACAUUUGGUGCAGGGGCUAAAAUUGCCACAAGAUUAAAAUCAGUGUAAAUAAGGCUCAACAUUUUCGGGGAUUGUUACUGUUAUAUCCAACCUAUACUGCUAGCAGAUGUUUUUACUGCAGUCAAUUACUGGACGUGGAUAUAUUUCCUAUGCAAAACUGUUUAAACAAUAAAAUGAGCUAUGCUACAAAAAUGA
Messenger RNA from Oncorhynchus nerka (sockeye salmon), 8589 nucleotides. Its product is annotated as nuclear factor 1 B-type-like. Gene Ontology annotation, molecular function: DNA-binding transcription factor activity, RNA polymerase II-specific; RNA polymerase II cis-regulatory region sequence-specific DNA binding. Gene Ontology annotation, cellular component: nucleus. Gene Ontology annotation, biological process: regulation of transcription by RNA polymerase II. Lineage: Eukaryota; Metazoa; Chordata; Actinopteri; Salmoniformes; Salmonidae. The record is from RefSeq and is a predicted model, not a curated record.